This is a messenger RNA of Eucalyptus grandis, 2067 nucleotides long. RefSeq lists its product as uncharacterized. The coding region runs from base 1 to 2067 and encodes 688 amino acids. The transcript has a single exon. Lineage: Eukaryota; Viridiplantae; Streptophyta; Magnoliopsida; Myrtales; Myrtaceae. The record is from RefSeq and is a predicted model, not a curated record.
AUGGAGAACAAGGACACCAACGUACGCAUGACCAAGAUGGAGGACCAGCUGGCCCAACUCACCACAAUGAUGCUUGAAAUAAGCCAGAAGCUCAAGGAGCCCUCUACUGUAGCUGUCACAGGAACAUCCACUCCGGCGUUGACGGAAGGCACGCACGUUGCUGAUCCCCUCGGAAAAGAAACUGCCGGGGAGGCUCCUUCUGUCACACCAAUCAUCGUCAAUUUGGAUCCUCCUCCGAAGGAAAACCCAACACCCCGCCUAAGCGAAGAUAGUGAAAAACGUUUGGCAAAGAUGGAGGAGCGAUUGUGUGCCUUGCAAGGUUACGAGCUGAAAGGAGUUGAUAGGCUGUCUCCAUACACCAAGACGAAUUUCCCUGAGAACUACCAGGAGCCUAAGUUCACAAGAAAAUAUGACGGAACGGGAUGUCCCAAGACCCACCUCAGAUAUUACAUGAGGAAAAUGGUUCGCUACGCUAACAACGUGCCAUUUCUCAACCACACAUUUCAAGAUAGCUUGGAAGGCAUUGCCCUGACAUGGUUCAUUGCACUGGAUAUUGAAGAACUCACUAGUUGGGAAGAUUUAACCAAUGAGUUCUUGCAACAAUACUGGUUUAAUACCGAGCUCGCCCCCACGAGGGAAGAAUUGACCAGUAUUGAGAAGAAGAGGAACAAGUCAUUUAAGGCCUUUGCGCAAAGGUGGAGGACCAUGGCCUCACAAGUGAAGCCAGACUUGAAUGAGAGGGAGAUAAAACAACUGUUCCUUAAGACAUUGCCCCUUGAAUACUUCCAAGGGUUAGUGUUCUCGGGUUGCCAGACAUUUUCGCAACUAGUUAAGGUAGGUGAGGGAGUCGAAUGGGCAAUGGUUGAGGGAAAAAUUUCAACUGGAGGCACGAAGAAAUUUCUGGCAAGAAAAGAUAAGGAGGUCGUAGUUGAAGUAGCGCUUGUGCAGGAGCCACCUUUCCCUCGAUCGUCCUCAACACCCGCGCAUAAGCCCAUAGUGGUCCAAGGUAGCUCGUCACAAGCAUAUGAUAAUGUCAAGAGACCUUUUCGAAAUGAUUUUUCUCCACUGCCACGCCCGCUAUCAAAGCUGUUGCCCAUGCUCCUCGAAAAGAGGAUGGUUGCGAAAGAAGUACCAAGGGACAAUCCCCCGAGGUUUGCCGGGUUCGAUAUGAACAAGACCUGCAAAUACCACAUGGGAGAAAGGGGGCAUGAUGUAGAUGAUUGCAAUGUGCUGAGAUAUAAAGUUCAACAGCUUCUAGACAAGAAGAUCUUGACUUUUAAGAAGGCCCAACCUAACGUGCAACAGAACCCUCUACCAAAUCAUGCAAGGGGAGUGAACUCGAUUUCCGAGGAGACGCGGGUGAGUCAACAGCCUCUAGUGGUGGAUGCUUCCAGAUUGUAUGAUUCCUUAGUGCUGGCAAGAUACUAUAGAGAUCAGGAUGAUGUGACCCUAAAAGAGAAGUUGAACUGCGUCCGUAAGAUGAUAGCCAUAGGGGUAAUUCGACGCGGAGAAGAAGAGGAGGGGGGCGUGUCCAUGAUAAUGCCAUCAUCAUUCUACUCUUCCUUCUACAAGUUUGCUUGUAUAUCUCGGGCAAAGAAGGUUAUGCCUGGAAUUUCGAAGACCCCAGCUUUGUAUGAGGAAGGGGUGAUAGCUAUGAUAACCCCUAUGGUGAUCGAACUACCUGAUGAGGAGCCGACUGAUGAUAUUAAGAUGGAAAUCACCGAACCCAUGGUGAUCGACCUUAUGGUCGAGGAGAUGUCGGCAAUUGAAGUCACGGGAGGGAACGCAACGCCAGUCACGAUAGAAUUGCCACCCUGGGAGAAAGAUGGAGUGAUAGUGUUGGAUAAUCCUCCUAAAUUUGAUCCCAAAGCUGUACCUUGGGACUAUGGCACAAUUGAGGUAGACGUUGUCACACAAUCAGGACAUUGUUAUACCCUUGAUAAAGGAGUAGAAAAGAAGGCCGUGAUCGAGGAGGAGGCAAAGCAACUCUUGGCCGUAGUAAAGUCCAGUGAGUUUAAUGUGGUGGAUCAACUACGGAAGCUAUCAGCCCAAAUCUCCCUCUUAUAA